AUGCCUAAUCCUUUAGACUUCGACUUUAUUUCGCCCGCUGAUAAGCUGGAAAUGAAAGGAAAAAAUUGGCAUAUAGAAAACCCGCGAGCAGUUAUGCUGCUGGUUUACGGUUAUGGCGAACACUGUGGUCGUUACCAUCAUGCUGCUGACUUUUUUAAUCAACAGCAGUUAGCCUUUAUUUCAUUUGAUAUUCAUGGUCACGGACUGUCCAGCGGUGAACUUGAUUAUACACGGCAUGUGAAUGAUUUAUUUGAUGAUCUUGAAUAUAUGGUUGAAAAAAUUCAUCAUGCAUUCCAUCCUGAUGUACCAUUAAUAAUUUAUGGUCAUGUAACAGGAUCGGCUCUCUGCUUCGUUCAUCUUAUUCGUCGUCCACAACCAGGUUCACAAGCAAUGAUCUUAUAA
Didymodactylos carnosus is the source of this 402-nucleotide messenger RNA. NCBI's taxonomy places the organism in Eukaryota, Metazoa, Rotifera, Eurotatoria, Philodinida, Philodinidae. The record is from the annotation of a GenBank genome assembly.